UGACCGAGUUUGGGGCGGCGCCGCAGAGGGCCGAACCAGCUUCGAACAGAACGAUAGAUAUUAAAAAGAUGGGUUUGACGUUGAAGACGGUGUAUAUCUUUCCGAAAACUAGCUGGAAGGCACAAUUGGUGAGCAAGUACGCUGUGCCAUACCAGCCAAUAUCUUUCGCUGAGUUAAACUCAUUAGUGAUCUGGGGAAUGGCGGUAGAGACAAUGAGGCGGUCCUAAUAUAGUCAGCUUACAGAUUCAGAGCAAGCUUGCUUCUUUUGGAAUGCUAACACACCAGAGAAACUAGGAACAUGCCGACAAAAAUAGACAUCAACAAUAGGGCAAGCUUGAGACCCGUGGGAUAGACCAUGUCUUCUGCGCUGGACCUGCCGUCCUCCCGACUAAUGGGAGGCUGCUGCUCGCCAUUUGGUGAAAAUCGAGCCAUGAUAGAUAUGGAACAGUUUAGACAUGAUGGAAAAAUUAUUUGGUGGUCUAGUGGGUGAGAAUAUAAAGAGCAUGAGCAUGUUGCUUCGCUAUGCCGAUGCUGAUUCGCUUCUCGGGGCGCAAAAGUUGCAUUUUCACUUCCGAGCCCCGAGACAGUCAACCUUCUCUAUCACUACAACCCUUGCGGUUUCUCCAACGCCUCUAAACGGCACAUAAAUGAUGAAGAGAUCCUCAGUGUCGGAUAACCUGGAGCCAGGUAACGGUCCGAAAAGCUACUCAUGCUUGGCUUGUCGGCAGCGCAAGGUCAAAUGCGACCGGUGCACUCCCUGCUCUAAUUGCGUCAAGGCAGAGAAGCAAUGCAGCUUUAUUCCUCCUGUGCGUGGGAAGCGAAAAAGAACAAAGCCUCCCAGAGAAGGUCUCCAUGCCAAAUUGCAGCGAUAUGAGGAAUUGUUGAAAUCUUAUGGCGUAAAAUUUGAGCCAUCGGGAGAUUUUGAUGCCUCGGGGUCAGAAACGGCAUCUCAGUCUGAUGUUCAGGUGGAUGAGGACGCUGCCCCUCCAAGCCAACGCUCCAACCUUGAAGAGACUAAACCAAGGCUCAUCAUUGAUAAGGGCACAUCUAGGUAUUUUGAUUGUGCUCCGUGGUCUAGCCUGGGAAAUGGACUUCACCAUCCGGAAGUUGGUGAGCCAACUGAUGAGUCAAACAUUCAGGACAGUGGGCUGUUCUUUGAACCAGAACAAAUUGAUAAGCCCAAGAGCCUUUCAAACUUCCACCUCUCGCUCCAGAUGCUCCCAAAGUUAAAGGAAAUCUAUCUUGAUCGGGUUGACCCUAUGAUAAAAAUCUUACAUUUUCCUACUUUCUGGACUGCAGCAACUGAUGGGCUGAGAGAUCAUCAAAGCAUGCCCACAGACUUGGAAGCAGUGAUAUUUGCUUUCUACCUUGCGACAAUCUCUACUCUGGGAGAAGAUGAGUGCCAACAUCUAUUUGGAGUACGCAAAUCAGUCAUGUACUCCCGCUAUAGACUCGCGGCUCGACAAGCUUUAACAAAUGCAGGGUUCUUAUCAACAUCCAGUCCGACGACCCUUCGAGCAUACGCAUUAUUCACGGCGUGUGUAAGAGCAAGCUACAAAUGCGACACCCUAUUUGUCUUAUCAGGCGUUGCCAUACGACUUGCACGCAAAAUGGGGCUCCAUCGGGAUAGCUCGGCUCUAGGGUUGUCUCCAUUCGAAACCGAGAUGCGAAGGCGACUUUGGUGGCAUUUAGCUUAUGUGGACUUUCGCCUGGCCGAGGUGCUGGGCACGAAACCGUCGCUGGAUCUUUCCUGCUGCGAUAACCAAAUGCCCCUAAAUGUCGAGGACGAGGACCUUUACCCCGACAUGGUCAAUCCACCACUGGAACGCCACUGCAUCACCACUACUACUCCUUCCUUGAUCAAAUACGAGGUUAUGGAGAGUUUGCGCAAAUUUUCAACAUUGUGUCCCGGUGAAUUGCGCUGGGAGGCACUCUCCUGCGCGGAUAUCACGAUCAUGGAAAAGGACAGCAUUAUCAGCCACAUUGAGGAUCGGCUGGAAAUGAAGUAUCUGCGGUACUGCGACCCGUCUGACUCGCUUCAUACUUUCGUAUCAGUCAUGAUCAGGACCUCGAUAUGCAAAAUGAAGCUCCUUGCGCAUAAUCCACGACAAUUCGCCAACAACCCCAUCAAAGUUCCUCAAAGCGAGCGCAACAUAUUCUUUGUCAACGCUAUGAAGCUACUAGACUAUGUCAUCUUUAUGCAGGAAGGGUCCCACGGCCUGGAAAAAUAUACGUGGCAUUUUGGAACGAGCGUUCUUUGGAAUGUGAUACUCUACGUGCUCAUCGAAGUUCGGCACCGCAAAACAGGGCCUGACGUUGACAAGGCAUGGAGGCUGAUAGGAACAGUAUUCUCAUAUUAUCCUCAAGUGUUUGAAAGAUCCACCGGCCCUGUAUAUACAGCACUAGGCAAGUGGACGUUGGAGGUUUGGGAUGACCAUGUUGCUGCCUUGAAGGCAGACGGCGUUCCGGAACCAUUAGCACCCGAUUAUAUCAAUGCAAUCAAUCGCUGCCGACGACCAGCAAUAGAGUCACCAUCCACAGCCAAGGUUCGGGCUGUGGAAUCUCAAUCUGCCAUUCAGGAAACGAGUGACCAAGACAGAGUUCAAUCACCGAGUAACGAAGGCAAUGUCGACGAUGGGGGAGCUCUCGACUUCUAUGACUUCCCUAGCCUGCUAUCUUUCGAGAUGGACCCGAACGAAUGGGUCCAGUGGGAACAGUUAGUUGCGGAGCAGGGCGGUUUCUCUCAAGGUAAUAGCAUGUAAUGCUCUGGGGUUAAUUAACGCGCUUGAGGAAUGGUGAACAUCCUCAUUGAGAGCUUCGAUGAUAUUGACUCCCUUGGCAGAUCUCUAUACGCUUAUGGAGGCGGUUGUGAGUGCAAUGUCAUCUUGUUCUGGGGGUCAUCUCAUAAUUCAAGAUG
Aspergillus pseudonomiae is the source of this 2917-nucleotide messenger RNA. RefSeq names its product putative C6 transcription factor. Gene Ontology annotation, biological process: regulation of DNA-templated transcription; DNA-templated transcription. Bases 648 to 2762 code for a protein of 704 amino acids. NCBI's taxonomy places the organism in Eukaryota, Fungi, Ascomycota, Eurotiomycetes, Eurotiales, Aspergillaceae. The transcript is spliced from 4 exons. The record is from RefSeq and is a predicted model, not a curated record. Gene Ontology annotation, molecular function: DNA binding; zinc ion binding; DNA-binding transcription factor activity, RNA polymerase II-specific.